Messenger RNA from Microcebus murinus (gray mouse lemur), 1271 nucleotides. The record is from RefSeq and is a predicted model, not a curated record. Lineage: Eukaryota; Metazoa; Chordata; Mammalia; Primates; Cheirogaleidae.
GAAGAGGAAAUUGGGUGGUUGCAACCGUCAGGGGGUUUGGCGACCUGGGUUAACCUGAAGGUUGGGGGUAAUUGUCGCUUGAAGGCUCUGAGUUGCGCAGGUGGAUAUAAUUCCUGGCUUUGCGAGAAGAAGCUAGAGCGCGCAGGAAGGUGUGUUUCUAGUUUCCUGGAACUGGCCCUAAAAGCUGAUACUCACUUGAAUGAAUGAAUGAAUUUUGAUGUCAAGGCCAAUGCCAUGGCAGAUCUGGUGUCACUCCACCAUUCUGAUAUAGACACCAUGGAGGCACCUCCAGUCACCAUGAUGCCCGUCACUGGGGGCACCAUUAACAUGAUGGAGUACUUGUUGCAGGGAAGUGUUUUAGAUCACAGUUUGGAAAGCCUUAUCCACCGCCUUCGUGGUUUGUGUGACAACAUGGAACCUGAGACUUUCCUUGACCAUGAGAUGGUGUUCCUCCUUAAGGGCCAGCAGGCCAGCCCAUUUGUUCUGAGGGCUCGGCGCUCUAUGGACAGGGCAGGGGCACCCUGGCAUCUACGCUACCUAGGACAGCCAGAAAUGGGAGAUAAGAAUCGCCAUGCCCUAGUGAGAAACUGCGUGGACAUUGCCACAUCUGAGAACCUCACCGAUUUCUUGAUGGAAAUGGGCUUCCGCAUGGACCAUGAGUUUGUCGCCAAGGGACACUUAUUUCGUAAGGGCAUCAUGAAGAUUAUGGUGUACAAGAUUUUCCGCAUCCUAGUGCCAGGGAACACAGAUAGUACUGAGGCCUUGUCACUCUCCUAUCUUGUGGAAUUAAGUGUUGUUGCACCGGCUGGGCAGGACAUGGUCUCUGAUGACAUGAGGAACUUUGCUGAGCAGCUGAAACCUCUGGUUCACUUAGAGAAAAUAGACCCCAAAAGGCUUAUGUGACUAAGAAGGUCUGUGCAUCUUUGGGGCCUGUCCUCACCUAUUAGAAAAAAGAUGUUUUAAAUGCCCCAUUUUCACUACUGCCACCCAAGUAGUCUUCCUUCAGGAAGAAGGACAGUGAGGAUUUAGUUGGUUCUUUGCACUGUUUUCCUCAGGUGGUGAUUUCACUUUCAUGACAGCCUUUCUGUAAUAAAUUAAAGGCUCAGUAUAACAUGGAAAAUCCAUCUAAUCCUUCUGAAUAGCGAGGAAAAACUGGAAUAAAUUAGCUUUUAGAAAGAAAAAUCUGUUUCACCAUGUGUGUAUAAGAUUGAUAAUGUAGAGACUAUGAACUUGUGUUGUACAGAAAUAAAGGAUAUGAAAAGAAAUGUCUA